This is a messenger RNA of Humulus lupulus (European hop), 1524 nucleotides long. RefSeq lists its product as uncharacterized. The record is from RefSeq and is a predicted model, not a curated record. Bases 1 to 1524 code for a protein of 507 amino acids. The transcript is spliced from 2 exons. Lineage: Eukaryota; Viridiplantae; Streptophyta; Magnoliopsida; Rosales; Cannabaceae.
AUGGUGAGAACUUGUGGUGCUUCAUCUAAGAAGAUCCCUGCUUCUCAAUUCAGGAAGGUGCCCUCUCCAUCGCCACCUCCAUCUGUGCCAACGGCGCCUCCAUCUAUUCCAGCACCUGCCUCAUCUAUUGGAAAGACUUGCAAAUCCAAGGCGCGCAAGAAGGUAUUCUCCCUCUCUCAUGAACACCCCAUGGUGUUUCCAGAUAUCAUAGCUGACAUUGUUGAUGUUGCACCACCAUCUGAAGUGGUGGUGCCCUCUCGAGCCAAGAACCCAUCUCCUCUUCCGACUGAUUCGUCUCUGACGGCUAGGGCAAAAUCAAAAUAUGUUUCAUCUUCUUCCAAAGUUGCUGCUGCUGGGUUACUCAAACUGCCCUUGAAGCCGAGCCAGUCCACGAAAAAAUUUGUGGCUCCCAAAAGGAAAUUGGGGUUGGACACGUCUUCUUCCCCCUUGACUGCUGCCAAGAAAAGAUUGAAGGCUCAUCCCCCUUCUCUAUCUUCCUCUGAAUCUGACCCUGAGGAAGAAAAGUCUGAAUCUGAAGCAACCCGUGAUACCACCUUAUCUGAUGAAACGGUUCCUGACAAUGCAGAAUCAGAGGCUGAGUCUGAUGAGCCAGAAAAAGAAGACAUUGUCCCCUCUGAACAAGAAGUCGAAUCUGACUCAGAACCAAUUGCAACUCCUUUUUUUGUGGAUGGAAUAGUCAAGGAAUUCUAUGCCAAUCUUACUAAUGAAGUUAUUGAACCUAAAUCUUCUCUGUAUAAUAAAGUGUUUGUUAGGGGCCAUUGGUUCUCUUUUCCCCCUCAAGACAUUGCCCAUGCUUUGCAUCUUCCUCUUGAUGUCGAAGAUGAUGAUGAUCUUGUCUCUCUUGACAAAGAUGCGGUUAUCACUGAAUUAGUAGGGCAAAAAAUGGUAUGGCCAUCUAAUACAGUCAUCUCGGUCUCUAAUCUCACCUACACUUAUGCUGUCCUCCAUAAGUUUGCCACAACGAAUUGGAAGCCAACUUCUCACACCGCCACUAUCUCAUUUGACAUGGCCUCAUUUUUAUACAAGGUGGGGACCGAUAUUGGUAUAAAUUUGGCUAUGGUUAUUCAUGAUCAAAUCAUUGGGUUUCAAAAAGGUAAUAGGAAAAACUUGAAUCUUCCUUUUCCUCAAGUUAUUUACAAAGUGUUGAGUAUGCAGAAAAUAGAUCUCCAACGUGAUCAAGAAGACUUGGUGGCUCCCACUACUGCUGCUUCCUACAAGGCCUCUGCUCCUCCUACUGACGCCACUGAUGCUCCAUCAACCAAGAAAGUCAAGCCCCAAUCUCUGAAGUUUUCCUCGGAUGACAUUCCUCAUGCCUCCUCCUCUGUUGCCACAGAUUCAGGACUUGUUGCAACAGAAAUAGCUGCUGUUCGAGCCUCUGUUGAUUCUUUGACUGCUCGAGUGAUGUCAAUUGAAGGACUGCAACGUUAUGUGUUGCAGGCUGUUCAACUCUGUCCAAAGAUCCAGUCUUUAGUUUUAUUUCAGUCUUUGUCUAUUAAACAUUAA